AGUUCCCCCGGCGCCGGGCUCCCUCGCGUUAGACGUGCUGUGUUGUGAUCACGUGGGCAGCUCCGGGCGCGGCGCUUGUUUUGGUUUCCCUCUAACUUGCCCACGGCAGCUUCUGGGUGAGUCUCCGCCCUGCAGAACUCGGACGCGCAGCAGCUUUGUAGCCAGAAGAGGCGCGCUGUCGUGGGAACGCGACCCAGGGAGGAAUGGUGACAUCGUAAGAAUGGGGUUGUAGAGCGAGGAUUGGAAGAGUGGAGAAAUAAAGGUUGGUGGUGUGUGGAGGCUGCAGGAAGCGCAAGCACUCAAGGCUCAAUGAGGACCUGGCUGCGUCCGAAAGGACAGAGGAUGUGAAUGUGGAUGGAUGAUUUGGAUACAGCUGCCACACUGCUCCCCACAGGGAAGACAUCUUUGGCACAUCAAUUUGUGGAAGGCGAAUUCUCGGAAGGCUACGAUCCUACAGUGGAGAAUACUUACAGCAAGAUAGUGACUCUUGGCAAAGAUGAGUUUCACCUACACCUGGUGGACACAGCAGGGCAGGAUGAGUACAGCAUUCUGCCCUAUUCAUUCAUCAUUGGAGUCCACGGUUAUGUGCUUGUGUAUUCUGUCACCUCUCUACAUAGCUUCCAAGUCAUUGAGAGUCUGUACCAAAAGCUACACGAAGGCCAUGGGAAAACCCGGGUGCCAGUGGUUCUAGUUGGGAACAAGGCAGAUCUCUCUCCAGAGAGAGAGGUACAGGCAGUUGAAGGGAAGAAGCUGGCAGAGUCCUGGGGUGCGACAUUUAUGGAGUCAUCUGCUCGAGAGAAUCAGCUGACUCAAGGCAUCUUCACCAAAGUCAUCCAGGAGAUUGCCCGUGUGGAGAAUUCCUAUGGGCAAGAGCGUCGCUGCCAUCUCAUGUGAGCCCUUGGGUGUGGUGUAACUGCCUUGUUUCUGCCUCUGGCACUUGCCAUGUUCCAGUGGGGGGUCAGACCCUCAGGACUUCACGGGUAUGGUUGCCAGCUGUGUUCCUGACCCCUGGACACACAGUGUGGCAUCCUCAUGUUUGCACACUUUCCCCAGGCUCUAGUGGCCUGGAUGUCAAUGUUUACAAAGGGGCAAGGACCUCUCAUGGACACUGGCCUCUAGCCCUCUGUUUUUGCUAGAUGAAUUCUGUUAUAACCUGUGGGGUCAGGAUAUGAGUCCUGGGCAUUAUUUAUCCAGGACCCAUCCUCUUGGGUGGGUUUUGGGUGUUGGCUGGGUAAGGGGAGCCAGGGACUUCUGAAAUAGAGCUGGCUCCCUGGGGUGACAAUGUAUAUAUGCAAAUAAACUGAGAAAUCUUUU
Chlorocebus sabaeus (green monkey) is the source of this 1314-nucleotide messenger RNA. RefSeq names its product RHEB like 1 (gene RHEBL1). The record is from RefSeq and is a predicted model, not a curated record. Gene Ontology annotation, molecular function: GTPase activity; GTP binding. Gene Ontology annotation, cellular component: membrane. Lineage: Eukaryota; Metazoa; Chordata; Mammalia; Primates; Cercopithecidae. Gene Ontology annotation, biological process: signal transduction.